GAGAUAUACAUGCAGCUGACCACGUCUGCAGGUACUCCAGCGCAUUCCUUCCACCUCAUUUGUACCGAAGAUCACUCCAACGAUGACCAUCUACUAUUCCUUGACGUUCCUGCUUCUUGCGGCGGAGAUGGUGACGUUCUGUAUCCUGGUGUUCCCCCUUCCAUAUACAAUCAGGAAGAAAGUGUUCCGCUUCUUGUCUGAGAGCCCUAUAGUGGCAAAGAUCGCAUAUGCCCUCAAGAUAUCCUUCAUCUUCGUUGGAAUUCUCUUCAUGGACGCUCUCCAACGAAUGUUCCGGGUCACCGAAGAAGCAGAAAUGUUCAAGAAAGGCCAAGCGAUGCAAGACGUAAGAGCCGAGUCCUCUGUUGCAGCUCGCAAGUUCUACGCCCAGAGGAAUAUGUAUCUCACAGGAUUCUGCCUCUUCCUUUCGCUCGUGUUGACGCGCACGUUCUACAUCAUUCUGGACCUGAUCCACGCACAGGAGGAAUAUGCAAAGCUGAAAAAAGCGACUGCAAACUCCUCCAAGAGCACCGCCGUCCUUGAAGAACAAUCCAAACAGAUUGACGAUUUGAAGAAGAAAUUAGCAGAGAGUGAGACACGGUCUCGUGAUUUUGAAACCUUGAAGAAGCAGGCAGCUCAACAGGCCGCUGAAUACGACCGUCUCGCGACAGAAUUCAACAAGUCGAAUGGUCUGGUGUCGGACAAAAAGGCUGACUAGGCGGACGGAUAUUUCGUUUGGGAUUGUAAACUGUGAUUAGUGUCUGAAUUUCUUGCUCCCCAACGGCCUUUAUUCCCUCAUUGCUGUGAACUCCUUCGUUUCCCAACGGUUACCGUUGUUCGUCGAUCAUCCGUAUCCUCGUGUAAGCUAGGUAUAACGUGAUAUCUAAUAUGCUUUGGGUCUCAUGAAUCACUGUCCAAAUCCACCAAAGCCUCAUCUCCCGAAUGCACAUUGUCGGGACUUUAGAGUAUGUCUCCAUUCGUCGAUAUCCUCUGCCUUCCCCAGCAUAAAAGCUGGAACGGACACACCUGAUCGAACCUUCGGACCGGGUCGCGGACCGAGGUCUAUGUUCUUCCUGGUUGACUGGACUGCAGUCAAUGCAUCUAUCU
This is a messenger RNA of Pisolithus orientalis, 1104 nucleotides long. Its product is annotated as B-cell receptor-associated protein 31-like-domain-containing protein. The transcript is spliced from 7 exons. NCBI's taxonomy places the organism in Eukaryota, Fungi, Basidiomycota, Agaricomycetes, Boletales, Pisolithaceae. The record is from RefSeq and is a predicted model, not a curated record. Gene Ontology annotation, cellular component: endoplasmic reticulum membrane; endoplasmic reticulum. Gene Ontology annotation, biological process: endoplasmic reticulum to Golgi vesicle-mediated transport; intracellular protein transport. Bases 83 to 715 code for a protein of 210 amino acids.